Molecule: messenger RNA, 957 nt
Organism: Sipha flava (yellow sugarcane aphid)
Lineage: Eukaryota; Metazoa; Arthropoda; Insecta; Hemiptera; Aphididae
Gene: RpS4
Product: 40S ribosomal protein S4
Exons: 6
Coding region: 105-902 (265 amino acids)
Biological process (GO): translation
Cellular component (GO): cytosolic small ribosomal subunit; ribosome
Molecular function (GO): structural constituent of ribosome; RNA binding
Source: RefSeq, a predicted model, not a curated record
UAACCUAUAAAAUCGACGUCCACUAUCUUUCUUUCCGAAUGUGUUGGUAGUCUCUCGAAAUGUACUUCUAGUUUUCGUGUGUCCAGUAACAUUAUUUUGUCAAAAUGGCUAGGGGUCCGAAGAAGCAUUUGAAGCGUUUAAACGCACCCAAAGCAUGGAUGUUGGACAAAUUGGGAGGUGUCUUUGCACCGCGUCCCAGCACUGGUCCGCACAAACUCCGUGAGUCGCUUCCGUUACUGAUCUUCUUGCGUAACCGUUUGAAGUAUGCACUCACCGGAGCUGAAGUUACUAAGAUCGUCAUGCAAAGGUUGAUCAAGGUUGACGGCAAAGUCCGUACUGACCCCAAUUAUCCUGCUGGAUUCAUGGAUGUUAUUUCUAUCCAAAAGACUGGUGAGCAUUUCAGAUUAAUCUAUGACGUAAAAGGUCGUUUCACCAUUCACAGAAUCACCCCAGAAGAAGCUAAAUACAAGUUAUGUAAAGUUAAGAGAGUUCAAACUGGACCUAAGGGUGUUCCAUUCUUAACAACUCAUGAUGGCCGUACUAUCCGUUACCCUGACCCAAACAUCAAGGUUAAUGAUACAAUUAGGUACGAUAUUGCAACAUCUAAAAUUUUGGAUCAUAUUCGUUUUGAAACUGGAAAUCUGUGCAUGAUCACUGGAGGUCGUAACUUGGGACGUGUUGGUAUUGUUACUAACCGGGAAAGACAUCCAGGAUCUUUUGAUAUUGUUCACAUUAAGGAUGCUAAUGAACACAUUUUUGCCACAAGGUUGAACAAUGUAUUUAUUAUUGGAAAGGGGCAAAAGAAUUACAUUUCUCUGCCAAGAAGCAAAGGAGUUAAAUUGACAAUUGCUGAAGAACGUGACAAGCGUUUGGCUGCCAAGACCAAGUCCAGCAAACGUUAAAAGUGUUUUUGCCUAUUCAUGUGAUUUGAAUAAAUUGACUCAUAAAAUACUAAUA